GUUGGGAUGAAUGAUUCCGGAAGGAAUGGAAUGAAAAAUGAACUAUAUUAUGGACAAUUGUUAACAAAUUUCAUUCCUUCCUCCAUUCCAUUCCUUACAUUAUGUGCUAGAGAUCAUACUUUCAAUUUGAGAUGGAAUACUCCAUUCUCUCCUACCCCCAUUUCUUCUCAAAUCUUAUCAUAGCAAUUUGCCCUCACUUACAUUUAUUCCAAAACUUCCCACCUAUCUCUAUUAGUUCCAAGUAAUUUUACUCAUUCAAUUCCAUUCCAUUCCAUUCUCCCCAACCAAACACAUUAUACUUUCCGACUCCUUGUUCAGAGGAUUCAAUUCAAUAAUGUCGUUCGUUUCCUCCCUCGUUGGAUCUCCGAUACCUUCUUCUUCUACGCGCAAAAUGGUCAGGAAAAAUCUCGAGAUAAGAGCAGCUGGGAGCACAUAUGGAACAAAUUUUAGGGUGACCACAUUUGGAGAAUCCCAUGGUGGAGGUGUUGGUUGUGUGAUUGAUGGUUGUCCACCUCGCUUGCCUCUCUCCGAAGCUGAUAUGCAGAUAGAGCUCGACAGAAGGAGACCAGGUCAGAGCCGAAUUACUACGCUUAGAAAAGAGACUGAUACAUGCACUAUAUAUUCCGGUGUUUCUGAAGGAUUGACUACUGGCACUCCUAUUAUGGUUAAAAUUCCGAAUACAAAUCAGCAAGGAGAUGUUUAUAAUGAAUUGUCAGUAGCUUAUAGGCCGUCUCAUGCUGAUGCAACGUACGAUUUCAAAUAUGGGAUGAGAUCAGUACAGGGUGGUGGAAGAUCAUCAGGUAGAGAAACAGUAGCGAGAGUUGCAGCUGGAGCUGUUGCUAAGAAAAUUCUUAAGCUGUUUUCAGGAACCGAGAUUCUUGCUUAUGUCUCUCAAGCCCAUAAGAUCGUACUGCCAGAGGAUUUGGUUGAUCACGAGGCUCUGACACUGGAUCAGAUUGAGAGUAACAUUGCAAGGUGUCCGAAUCCUGAGUAUGCCGAGCAGAUAAUUGCUGCCAUUGAUGCAGCUCGAGCACAAAAUGAUUCUGUUGGUGGUGUUGUCACGUGCAUCGUGAGAAAUGUUCCACGUGGUCUUGGCACGCCUGUAUUUGAUAAACUUGAAGCUGAGCUAGCUAAAGCUGCUAUGUCUUUGCCAGCUUCUAAGGGGUUUGAGAUUGGCAGUGGUUUCUCAGGUACAUUUUUGACUGGCAGUGAGCACAAUGAUGAAUUCUUCAGAGAUGAACAUGGCCGAAUCAGGACAAGAACAAACCGGUCUGGCGGGAUACAGGGUGGCAUAAGCAAUGGAGAAGUUAUCAGUAUGAGAAUAGCCUUUAAGCCAACACCUACAAUUGGAAGGAAGCAAAACACAGUUACCAGAGAUAAGCAAGAGACAGAGCUCACUUUCCGUGGUCGCCAGGAGCCUUGUGUUGUCAUAAGAGCUGUUCCUGUUGUCGAAUCUAUGGUGGCUCUCGUGCUUGUCGAUCAAUUGAUGUCACAGUUUUCCCAGAAUGAGUUAUUCCCUAUCAAUACAGAUCUUCAAGAAUCAACUGCAAAUCACGAGCUAGCUAGCCUACUUCUCUGAAAGGGUGCACUUUGAUUUCGAAAUUUUGUCCGUAGCAUUAGCAAGGCUUCAGUUCUAGUAUCUUCUUUUCCUAUUGUUCUAUGAUUGAAAUUUGGACCUGCACUGUGGUGCAGAGGAUUCAAUAACAUAUCGACAAGAUUUAUUA
Messenger RNA from Daucus carota subsp. sativus, 1724 nucleotides. RefSeq names its product chorismate synthase 1, chloroplastic. Gene Ontology annotation, molecular function: FMN binding; chorismate synthase activity. Gene Ontology annotation, cellular component: cytosol. Lineage: Eukaryota; Viridiplantae; Streptophyta; Magnoliopsida; Apiales; Apiaceae. Bases 335 to 1579 code for a protein of 414 amino acids. The record is from RefSeq and is a predicted model, not a curated record. The transcript is spliced from 13 exons. Gene Ontology annotation, biological process: chorismate biosynthetic process; aromatic amino acid biosynthetic process.